AUGUCGCAUUCCGACAUGGAUAUGUCCUCAGACUCCAUGUCCUCUGGCUCGAUGACCAUGGCCAUGAUCUUCACCACUUCACACCGUACUCCUCUCUUCUCAAACUCAUGGACACCCACUUCUGACGGCGGCUAUGCUGGCACCUGCAUGUUCCUUGUCAUUCUGGCAACGAUAUUGCGCUCUCUUUUUGCACUGAAGGCAGUUUCGGAGCAAAGAUGGCUGGCUGCCGCGCGAAAGCGCCGUUAUGUUUUGGUCAGAGGCAGAUCUACCGAAGCCGCCAGGAUUGAUCAGGAUCCUGAUGCGAAAAUUGGCUCUCUUGUCACUGCUCGGGGCGUCGAAGAGAAUGUCAAGGUGGUCCAGGCGAGGGUGGGAGACGUCGUCCCUUUUCGUCUGUCGGUCGAUGUUCCUCGGGCGAUCCUGACCACUAUUAUUGCUGGAGUGUCAUAUUUGCUAAUGUUGGCUGUCAUGACCAUGAACGUUGGUUACUUUCUCUCUGUGCUUGCAGGUACCUUGGUGGGCGAGCUUGCAGUGGGCAGAUACGCCCAGAUUGAUGAGCAUUUGCAUUGA
Messenger RNA from Rhinocladiella mackenziei CBS 650.93, 567 nucleotides. RefSeq lists its product as uncharacterized. Gene Ontology annotation, biological process: copper ion transmembrane transport; intracellular copper ion homeostasis. NCBI's taxonomy places the organism in Eukaryota, Fungi, Ascomycota, Eurotiomycetes, Chaetothyriales, Herpotrichiellaceae. Gene Ontology annotation, molecular function: copper ion transmembrane transporter activity. The record is from RefSeq and is a predicted model, not a curated record. The coding region runs from base 1 to 567 and encodes 188 amino acids. Gene Ontology annotation, cellular component: plasma membrane. The transcript is spliced from 2 exons.